Bemisia tabaci is the source of this 3248-nucleotide messenger RNA. RefSeq names its product SHC binding and spindle associated nessun dorma (gene nesd). The record is from RefSeq and is a predicted model, not a curated record. Gene Ontology annotation, biological process: male meiosis cytokinesis; spermatogenesis. NCBI's taxonomy places the organism in Eukaryota, Metazoa, Arthropoda, Insecta, Hemiptera, Aleyrodidae.
AUAAUCGUUGAUGAUUUGAAAGUUUUCAAAGCUAGCGAGCAUGCCGAGCAUGUGAUCCGAAUGUCAAAAUUGUACAGUUUUAAAAGUUAUUAAUUCAAGUUUUGUAAAAUUUCACUCGUCAGUGCCUUCACAUCUGUCAUUUCCAAAGUAUUAAUUAAUUUCUUUCCUCGUCACUUUCUGCUAUGUAAUCUCAUCUUCCAAUCCAAGUUUGAGCCGCUCUCCACUUCCGUUAUCUUCCGCCUCAUUCUGCUUUCUUGCUUAUAGUAACCACUUUCAGCAUGCAUACUUCUCGAUCCAGCAGCUUUGAAAUAAUGGCUCCGAGUCUCAUUACGUUCAACAAAUCCCACGAGAAACGGCUGGAAGAAUACAAAGAGAUUUUAGGCUCUCAGCUUCCUCCAUCACAAGUUUUUGAGCAGUGGUGUGAUUAUCUUGAUCUUGGUGUAGAGCCAACCGGCUGGUGUGGAUUGUGGAAUAUAUCUCGAGAACUCUGCGAAGACUUUGACAUUCCAUUUCCUUGCCCUGUUUUUGUCCUUGUGGAGCUUGUGAAUUUCAAAGAACUAACUGCACAAGUGAGGGUCAACCGUGUCAUGCAUGAGGUUUCACUGCCAGAAGUUAUCUCAGAUGUUCCUCUCCUAAAUCUCUAUCCGACUUCAGAGCAAGAAAACAGUGCUCUUAACGUUGAAUUUACUGCAGAAUGCAUUGAUCAAUACAGGUUAUUUUACAAUCACCUUUGGUGGCCAUGGGAUUUAGAAGAAAUUGGUGAAAUAAGCGAUUGGGUCUCCGUUCAUCUUGAGAUGCGGCUUCAACUAUACUUUGAUAUGCUGUCAGGAGAAAUGGACUAUGAAAUUGGCUCAAAGAUCCGUCACUACAUCACCUCUGGAAAAGAUAUUUACGAGGAAAUUAAGGAGUUGGAAGAAAUAAUCAACGAGGAAGAUGUGGCAGCCAAAAUGACAGAAAGUGAAGCUUUACUCCUGACCAAACGAGCAGAAUUAGAUCAAAUCAAAACAAAGCUGCUUCUCUUUGAAAACAAAGAUUUCAGGCUUAUUGAAAGCAGGAAAAAACAAAAAGCGAGAGCAUCCAAAAAGAGUGCAGAAACCACCGUAGUUCUGUCAACCUGUUCUAGUCAAGAUGCUGUCAGCUAUAUGAAUGAAUUUGGGAAGAACUUCAGUGACACUAAUAAAAUAGUCCAAUUCUGCUCGGACCCCCAAGAGGCUGUCAUGAAAGCGCUUCCAGGAGAUACUAUUGUUAUAUCACCGGGAUUCUUCAAAUUAAACAGCAGCGGUGCAAUUGAAGAAGGCGGCUCCAUAAUUGGCAUGAUCCCAGACAAUAAGCCUGUUCUCUCGGACUUGAUUUCAAACUGGUCCCUUCUGGAGUUCUGCAGCAAUGCUCGGUUAAUGAACGUAGCCAUAGAAAUUCAGCAAGUCCACAGUGGCAUCAUCGUAAGACGCAACUCACUUACCUUGCAAGAUGUAUCUAUGAAAGCGCUCUCAUCUCUGCAGCAUCAAGCCAUCGUUGUCUUGAAGAACGGUGUCUUGGAAGCAAACAAUUGUACAUUUUCUGGUUUUGAUGUAGCCCUCGUAGCGAAUGAAGGUGCCACUGUUGUCAUCAACUCUUGCACUUUCGAGGAUAACAACUUCGCCAUCAAAUUGUGCGAGGGUGCUACGGUGACGCUCAAUAACUGCUCAGUCUAUGCCUCAAAAAAUUGCGCCAUCCAGAUUGAAAGUGGCAAAGUAGUUUCUCAAAUCAGCUCCAUGGAGCUGCUUCAUACAAUUCCAGGAGUGAAAGCAGUAGGUCUAACAAUCCAGAAUAGCUCAAAAGGGGACGUUCAAGUUGUUAAAAGGAGAACUGGCAUCAUCCUAGAAGAUAACAUGUAAAAUCUCUCCUGGAUCAAAUUAUUAAUUAUUGGUGCUCCAUUCUUAUUGUGAAGAACUGUUCUUUUUUUAAAAAAUAAUUAUUGCUCUAACUACCUCAAUUUUUUUCGAGUUCACUGCAACAUUCUCUUGUUUUCAAAACAAGACUGAGACAAAACAAAUGAAUUUCUUAUAUUUUGAUUUUUUUAAAAAUACGUCAUUCAGAGGAUAACAAAUUUUAAAUGUCCGAAGAAUUUUAAUACUUUGUCUGCUUGGUUCUUACAAAAUUAUAUUAUUCCAGUUAAUUUUGUUGCCCGUAAAAUUCAGGAUAAAUUAAAUCAUCGAGUAUAUUGCUGUAGUUUUGUGAUCAUGUGUUUUACAAUCAUUUUCACUUACACACAUUAUUUUUUGCAUGUUCUCAUUUUAAGUAAUUUUAAAUUUUUUAACAUUCCAUUCCUUUUGUGCACUAGUAGAUGCACUGUUUUUAAAAUUUGACCUCAAAUUGGGCCAUUCUUCAUCCUUGCAUGUUUUUUUCAAAAUUAAAAUUCCAUGCUCAAUUUUUCUUUCCUUCUUGUAUGUAUUAACCAUGUUUCUCCUACUCCCCUCUCCCCAAGAAUACCACCUAUAAUCCCUAAAAUUGAUGUAUCAUAAAGUACUUAUACUUACACUUUUCUUUCUGUAUUUAACGAGUCUUUUGGAACCUCAUUUGAUUUGAUCAUUGUAUCAAGCUAGACUUAAUUUCACAAUAUUUUAUCAUAUUAUUUUUUCUCUAUCUGCCAUAUCAUUGCAUCUCCAUCUUUGUCAGUGUCAAUUUCAUAAUACUGUCUUCUAUCUUUUAAGAGUUGCUGAGUUUACGAAAUGUAAUUUUCCCUCUAUUUCGAAACCUUUAUCAUUUAGACAUAAGAAAUCUGUUUUUGAUAAGAGCUUUUUUGGGGGGCCUAGUUUUUAGCUUUUAAAAUUUGAGUUUGUUUCUUCCAUUUUUUGUCAAAAAUUCCUGGAGAAUUUUUUACAGAACGUAAGAACUUACCCCCACUUUUAAAAUUACCUUUUAUAAUUUAAUUUGGUUCCACAUUUACCGAAGCACUUGCUAGUGUUUUCUCCCUCUGUCUUAAAAUGUGAUAACAGAUUACAUAAUUGUUUUUUUUUACUUUUUCAGGGUAAUUGCUCUUUGUGCCUUUUUAACGAUUUACAUACUUCUUCUUUUUAAGUCUGACUGACAAUAGAUUAAGCAUUCAAUUUAAAAGUUUUAUUCCCAGUUUAACUAAAUAAAAAGCAAAAAAACCGUUUAAGUACCUCUCAAGAGUGUGGUUUCAGAAGUUUCAGCGUACAAUAAUUCAUAAUAUUUUGGCACUUCGUUGUACAAUUUUUGUUUUAUGAUUAAAAAUGAGUUGAUUUGUA